This is a messenger RNA of Marasmius oreades (fairy-ring Marasmius), 867 nucleotides long. RefSeq lists its product as uncharacterized. Bases 1 to 867 code for a protein of 288 amino acids. The record is from RefSeq and is a predicted model, not a curated record. Lineage: Eukaryota; Fungi; Basidiomycota; Agaricomycetes; Agaricales; Marasmiaceae. The transcript is spliced from 5 exons.
AUGGGAGACAGCAUCAAAGGAAAAGAGAUUUUGUAUGCCUUGUUGCUUUGCAUUGACUUUAACUUCAAGCUCAAGAAUCAGCUAGUAUCCUCGUGGUCAAGGGACCCAGGGUAUGAUGAUGGAUGGGCAUAUUUUGUCCCACACAAACCAUAUGAAGAGCAUGUAUUGGCACACACAGAUGAUUCAGAUAUCAGCUCCUGUGUAGGCUUCGUGGCGCUGGCACAGCAGAACACUAGGAAUUCAUGUGGGUUGAGAUAUACAGGAAUAGGCGCGGUGGUCUGUGGUAGAAGUGAGAUGGUUCUAGCAAAUGGUGUUGGAAAUCUUGAGAAGGGUGAAAGAUAUGCCAACUCGGACUUCAUCUACACUUAUGCCCUUCAUCAUCAUCUUCAAAGUUUCCAACAAGUCUUCUUAAUGUUAAAGUUCAUGCUGCUGGUCAUUGUUGCAUACAACAUUGCUUGCCAGUGGUUUGUUAAUCUAUCCCAGCAGAUGGUGUCAUGGAAAGAGAAUCUGAAAUCACCAGAUUGGGUGUCUAUCAUUCAUGAAAAACUCGACUGUAGUUUGUGUUGGGGAAUAGGCUAUGCUGACUGCAAAUGUGUAGAGAGAGUUUGGGGUGGAUUGAACGCUGCUGGAUUUACAACUAAAUCAAUGAGCCCCAGAUCAAGAAUUCUGAUGCUGAAUGACCACAUUGGGCAUCAUAACUGGUCAAAAUUUCUUGGCCUAGGUACAACAAUAUUACGGUAUUACACCCAGGCUAUCAAAGAUCAGAAUCAACAAACUGAAGCACACAGAGGACUAUCAGACUCCAUUGAUGGGAAGCUCCUUGGGAACUGGGAGAAGAUUUCACAAGACAGGUGUAAAUCCCUAUAG